AAACACACACUCAGACGGACUGGGAUCAAUAAACACACACACUCUCUCUCACAGGGAUUGGGAUCGGUCUCACCCAAACUGCCCGUUUCGAGUAGAGCGAGUGCCGGAUACUGAGCUCGGUCUGUGCCGCUGAACUCAGCGAGGAGGAGGAUCCAAGCUGCCAUCAGCAGAUAUCAAACCCAGUUUUGCCAACAUGCCUUCUACAUGGAAGACCAGGACACAAACCACCAUCGACUUCCCCAAGAAGAAAUUAGCCCAGUGCCGCGCGGUGAAUAAAGAAAGUCAAGGAUCGCCGCCCACAAACCAGAAACAGCCACUCAGUCCCCGAAAGCGUCUCGGUGUUGAGAACCUUUGUAAUGUACCACAGCCCCUGGAGUGCUCACCAACCAAAAGGAAGAAGGAAAAUCAGCCUGUGGCUCCAUUAACCCCUAGAGGUCGGAAGUUGGAAUUUGGUGGGAGCCCAUUAAAACUGGCAGCAAGGCACAGAUCACUCUCUGCCCAUAAAUCACCAGAGCGGACAGGAUGUCCUCUCAAGAAGGGGGAUGAGACUCCUUGUUCCAAAAACCACCUCCCUGCACCCUUGUCUCCCAUUGCAAGGCAUUUAAAACAGCAAGGUGCAUGUUAUCUACAAACCAAGCAGGUGCUGAACACAACCAUUCCAGAGCGCCUUCUCGCACGUGAGCAUGAGACUGAAGUUAUCUCUCAGUUUAUAACAAAUCACGUCAGUGAGGAGAAGCCCGGGAGUCUUUAUGUUUCAGGAGCACCUGGCACAGGGAAAACUGCGUGUGUGGAACGAAUUAUCGAGGACCUAAAGGAGAAACUUGGGGACACAGUCGUCAUUUCCAUUAACUGCAUGUCGCUGAGGAAUUCGCAGGCUAUUUUUUGUUCCAUUGCAGACAACCUCAUUGGCAAGGGAAAACUCAAAUGUAGAAGAAAAGACUUUCCAAAAAAACUGCAAAAGAAGCUUACCAGCAAGGGCCCAGUGGUCCUUUUGGUGCUGGAUGAGAUGGAUCAGCUGGACAGCAAGGCUCAGGAUGUCCUCUACACGCUGUUUGAGUGGCCUUGUCUCAGCAACUCUAGGCUCGUGCUCAUCGGAAUUGCAAACGCACUGGAUCUGACCGAUCGGAUUCUGCCCCGACUUCAAGCCCGGCCCAAAUGUAAACCUCAGCUCCUAAACUUCCCGCCUUACACUAGGGAGCAGAUUGUUGCUAUUGUGCAGGACCGGCUGAGUCAGGUUUCUGGGGAAAAGGUUUUGGAUCCUGCUGCCAUUCAGUUCUGUGCUCGUAAAGUUUCAUCUGUGUCUGGUGAUGCUCGCAAAGCUUUGGAUGUGUGCAGACGUGCUGUGGAGGUUGUGGAAUCGAAGGUUCGAAACCAGACUGCAGGUGAGCCAACGAUGAAAUCUGAAUCUCCCGCAACACCGAUUCAGUCUCCAGGCCUGAAGAAGGUGGGUCUACCACACAUUUCCCAGGUCAUUUCCGAAGUAUACGGUGAUCGCAUGACAUCGAGCUCGGGGUCUGAUGAAUGCUUUCCUCUACAGCAGAAGCUGCUGGUCUGCUCUCUGCUUCUCUUGACCAGAGAGUCGAAAGUAAAAGAAGUCACUCUGGGAAAGCUCAAUGACACGUACAGCAGGAUUUGCCGCCAGCAUCAGAUGACGGGGGUGGAGCAGUCAGAAUGUUUGUCGCUCUGUAGCCACUUGGAAUCCAGGGGAAUCCUCUCUCUCAAGCGGUCAAAAGAGGCUCGACUCAGUAAGGUCGCCUUGAAAAUUGAAGAGAGGGAUGUUGAACAUGCUCUUCAUGACAAAGUAUUGAUGGGGAGCAUUUUACAACGGGGUCUUCCUUGAGAGUACAUUUUUAAAGAGUGUUUUAAUUUUAUCAUUGCCUUGAUGCUAUGGCCUGUAAGAGGCUCGUAAGAUACAACUGUAACCAAAGUAUUAGAGUCUGUCCCUUAUUUUAUAUUGUACUUGUAAGAUUGAACCUUGGACUGUGAUGUUUUGGCAGUGUUUGGUGCAGGCGUGUGGAAGUUGAACAGCAGUGAGUGAUGUAUUCCAGCAUCAGUCAGCAGCGAGAGCCACAAUUAACAUGAGCCCUCUGGAUAGCCAUAAUAAAACAACCUGCAAUCAACAAGUUGUGGGACAAGUUCACGUGGAAUUUUAAAUCUUAAAACAGGGUAAUUUUAUUUUAAAUGACCCUGCUCUUCCAACAGUUCAUGAUGGGCCAAAGCAAUAUCUUAAGAGUGUGCUGACAUUUCAUAUUGACUUCCUUUCCUCUGGAGAGGCCGAAUGAAGGUGGAUAGCUGAAAGUCAGCCCGGGUCACUGCCUGAUUUUUAAAUGCUUUUUUUUAAGGAUGAGAUACAUACGGCUACUUUAACUUUUCUUUAGAAGAAGCAAAUUGUUUUAAAAUGUUUGAUUAUUAAAAGCUGGCACAUUUCUAACUGGCACAUUUAACAGUUUAAAUGCUCAGAUUGGAGCACGUUUGACCUUAAGUUCCACAAGGCAACUUGGUGAAAACUAAUUGUUCCAUUCCUCGCCCUUCUUCCAAUGUUUGUAAAUCCACCCCACCACCCCAACCAGCUGUUUUCAUUGGGACAUGGAUGUGAAAACAAUAACAGGUUUAGCAUUUAAACUGUAUUUGCAGCAAGGGGAAAAAUUGGAGUGUGAAAUGAAGUGUGUGUAUGUGACCAGUGCCAAGGUGACUAAGUAGAUGUGGAUGGCGCCAGUGUCAUUGUAUCACCAGGACGUAGAAUGGGUUUGCGCACCCUUGGAUCAUGUCAUCCUGUACCCAAGGAAUCCUUGUUGUUGUCAGUUUAACUUGCACCUCCAGCUCACUUUACCCCCCACUCCCCCAACCCCUAGCUCUACAUAGGUAGCUAGGUAUAGUGACUGCAUGUGAGCCAUAUAUAGGUGCAAUGGUAAUAAUUAUUGCUGGUGUGAAAAUAAGACCUGUCUACUUGAGUGAAAUUGGAAAGAAAUAGGUUGUAGGAUUGCUAUAUUACAGAAGUUCUGUACAUUUGAUGCUUAAGAAUGGGUUUUCUUUUCUGUUAUAUGGACACUCAGCCUUAUAGUUUGUAUCUCUUGUGUACAUACAAUGAGCACUGGGGAAGAGUUUUAGACUAAAGAUGUCAAGAUGAUGAGCAGCCCUUUUUAUUCUUUGCAUCUCUCUGUAAUUUGAAAAGUUGAUGUGGUGAGGUUUGCACUGCUGUUGCCUUCUCUAAAUUAAUAUCUGCUAAGACACACAACGCUGGUCUUUACAAAAGCUGCUCGUGGCCACAUUUGUGUGUUACAUUGAGCAAGGAAGAGUGGUCAUGCACUGGACUUUCUCAUCCUAACUCUCGCGUGUCUGUCACUUUUUUGGGGUUAUUUGUCCCAUUUUCUCCAUUCUAGCCCUCUCUGGAGUUGAUCCAUUCCCUGCCCUGGCCCUGCAAGAUUAUCGCCUUUUUAAGUUCAUUGCCUGCACUUCCUUCAUUUGGCGGCGAGUCCCAGGAUGUUUUCCUUUCCUGUGUUUUUCAAAAAGUUCUUCAUCGCUUCCCCUGUGUUAAUUAUCAUGGAAUCCCUACAGUGUGGGAGCAGGCCAUUCGGCCCAUCACGUCCACGCCAACCCUCCAAGGAGUAUCCCACCCAGACCCACCCCAGCCCUGUAGCCCCAAAGUUAAUCCACCUAGCCUGCAUAUCCCUGGACACUAUGGGCAACUCUAUAUGGCCAAUCUACCUAACCAUGACACCUUUGAACUGUGGGAGGAAACUGGAACACCCGGAGGAAACGCAUGCGCGCACACACACACUGAGAAAGUGCAAACUCCGCACAGUCACCCGAGGGUUGAAUUGAACUCUGGUCCCUGGUGCUGUGAGGCAUCAGUGCUAACCACUCUGCCACUCCUCAUACCAUUGCUGGUAGGAAGAAUUUUUCCAUGUAGACUUCAUCAAGUCUUACCCCACGAGAGCAAUCGAAGCCUCUAAUGUGUAGCUAAAAUCUCUCAAACCUGAUGGUCUCACGUUGGUUCAUCGCUUCAAGUGUGAUGUACCUAAUGUGGACAAAUGUGUCCUUUAACUUCAAUCUGUGUAUUUCUGCUUUGAAAGUGACCACAUUCAAGAAGAGCAAGAUUCUACAAACAGUGAAAUGAAUUUAAUCAAUCUGGGUGGGGGAGCAGUGGUAUAAUGUGUUACUAUACACAGGGUAAACCCGUCCGCUAAUUUAAACCUGAUACACAGAGAAGCUCAUCUCGCGCCUUAAUCUGUUAACUUUGAGAGGCAAAGAACUAUCCCUGAUCUCACUAUUUAAUGUAAAAGUUAACAAUUUUAUUCUUUAAGUCCAAUGGAGAACAUUAAAACAGCAGUUGUUUGCAGCUCCUUUCUCUUAAACCUAUCUCCCACCCGACAAUACUGGUCUGAUUUUUUUAAAACCUGAUUGAAAUUUAUUAAAAAAUCUCGUUUCAAAACCAGCCAGCUUUUUUGGCUCUCCUUUGUAGAUUUUCCUCUGUAUUUUCCUGGGUUGUCUUUUCUUUGAUCUUCUGUUGUGCAACUUAUGGACAGGUACCUGUCAGAGAGCUAUUUGGCUAGCAGUCUGUACUUGUAGGUGCUCUUUGCUAUUCUCCCUCUAACUGUCAAAUAUCCGGUUUUAAACUCCAAAACGUUGGAUCAUUUUAUUGGUUUGGCAUCAUCCCAAACAGUAAAAUUUAAAUUCGAUUGGAUUUUGGUCAUUUGGGCAUAAUUUAAACUGGCCGAAUUUGAAUUUGUUUUUGUACCAUGGCAACACAACACCAGCUAUUUGUGUCAACCAAAUGUUACAUUUUUAAAUUGUUGAGUGCACUCUGUGCUUUCAGUCAGUCCUGGCCAGUUUCCUCUCUCUCUUAAAGGUACAGUACACACCUACACCAUCAUAACACCCCCCCACUUCCAGAAAAAAUGUACCAUCAUAAUGAAAAGAUGGCUUUUUUUUUGUUUCUAUUCCUUAACCACAAUACCAUGACUUGCAUAUGACUUUAGUCUAAGUUCGUAUGAACUUCUUCCAUAUUGAAUAGAUACCAAUCUCAUCUAAACUUAUCAGUUAAAUCUGCAAUAAUGCAUCUGCGAUUACAUU
Messenger RNA from Hemiscyllium ocellatum (epaulette shark), 5073 nucleotides. RefSeq names its product cell division cycle 6 homolog (S. cerevisiae) (gene cdc6). The record is from RefSeq and is a predicted model, not a curated record. Gene Ontology annotation, biological process: DNA replication initiation; cell division; mitotic DNA replication checkpoint signaling. Gene Ontology annotation, molecular function: ATP hydrolysis activity; DNA replication origin binding. Gene Ontology annotation, cellular component: nucleus. The coding region runs from base 194 to 1840 and encodes 548 amino acids. The transcript has 12 exons. NCBI's taxonomy places the organism in Eukaryota, Metazoa, Chordata, Chondrichthyes, Orectolobiformes, Hemiscylliidae.